Messenger RNA from Lecanosticta acicola, 1410 nucleotides. NCBI's taxonomy places the organism in Eukaryota, Fungi, Ascomycota, Dothideomycetes, Mycosphaerellales, Mycosphaerellaceae. The record is from the annotation of a GenBank genome assembly.
AUGUGGAAUCUCACGCGUCUACUCUUGCUCCCCGCGAGUCUCUUGGUCUUCGCGGAGGAGCUGCAAUGGCCUCACAACCUUCCACGAACAGCGAGGUAUUUCCCGGAAGAUGAGUCCCACGUGGAGAGGAAUACGGCGGCGCAAGAGAAGCUGGCAUGGCAGGCUCCGGCUGGAGUGAAGAAGAUGGAGGGGUUCGAUCCCGGGCAGAAGUUUUGGAUGGAAUAUUGGGACUUCGGGGAGAGGACGGGUGGGAAUGGAACGGAAGUGAUGAGAGCAGCGAUGAGACCGCACACGAAUCACGAUCGAUCGAUUCUCGCAAGGAGCCUAUUUGGAAGGGACUUCAAGUGCCCUUCGGACACCAACUCUUGCCGCAACAUCGGGUCCAAUCUCUGUUGUGGAAGUGGUGAGACCUGCGUAAGUACUGGAAGCGGAGUCGGGUGCUGUCCAGAUGGAGCAAGUUGCGGGACUUCGGUCUCUGCUUGCGAUACGAACGCGGGAUAUACGAGUUGUCCGAAUAGCAAUAAUGGGGGAUGCUGUAUACCAGGAGCGCAGUGCUUGGAUACUGGAUGUGUGCUGUACGGGACACGGACUGUGACUACGACGUUGCCCGCCCAGACGGUCACCACUGGGACGAUUAACCCUACUACGACUACUUCUCCGCGCACGACUGCGACUGGAGGGGCUGCCGGCGCAGGGGGAACGACGGUCGUUGUUACCAGCGGAUACACAACCACUGUAACUCUGACUCCUCAAGGAUCUACGGUGACCACCACGGUAAUCUCGCCCACGACCAUCAUCAUCGCGGGAACUGGAGGCGCGUCGUGCAGUGCCGAUUUCUUCAGCUGCCCAGCUUCGUUGGGAGGAGGCUGCUGUCGAAAUGGUCAGGACUGCGUCACAAAGACCCAAUGCGCGGACGUCACGACAACUACGACAACUACGACAACUACGACAGCUACCGCAGCACCACCAGUACGACCUACAAGUGAAGCACCGACUUCAGAUACGCCAAUAUCUCCGGCCGGUACACAAGCAACGACCAGCGUCGCGACUGGCUGCCCUACUGGCUUCUACAUGUGCUCUGCUGUUUACUUGGGGGGCUGCUGCCAGGUCGACCGAGACUGCCAUACCACGUCUUGCCCGCCGACUGCAACAACGAGCGUGAUCACAUCUGGAUUGACGAUUGCAGUGGGAGGCGCGACUGCCGCUUGCGCUCAAGGAUGGCAGACUUGCGCUGCCAGCAAUGGAGGUGGAUGUUGUCCUUCUGGCUAUGUCUGUGGUACGAGCUGCACCAAUACUGCUGGCGGAGGUAACCAAGCAAAGCAGACACAGGGCAGUGCGGCCAUGAAGGGCUUUGCGUGGAGCUGGACUCUGCUAAUUUUUGCUCUGAUGGGCUCUGCGGUCUGUUGGUGA